AUGGAACAAAUACUUAGUUCAGUUGAAGAUAACUUACUUAUUGUUUAUUCAACUAUCUCCAUUAUAGUAAUUUCUGCUAUUGCAGUAAAUCAAACAGCUCGUUCUUUAUUAUUAUUCUGUUGGAAUUGUUUUGUAGUUCCAUUUUUCCACAAGAAGAAGAAUGGUAUUGAACAACAAUCUAAUUUGGAAUUGUUUUAUAAAAAUCAAGCUCAUAUUUAUGAUAAAACCAGGGAAUAUUUAUUAAAAGGUAGAGAAGAAUGUUUGAAAUUGGCUGUUAAUCAUUUAGAAUCACAAAAAGAUUUGGUUUGGGUUGAUAUUGGUGGUGGUACUGGUUCUAAUAUUGAGUAUAUGAAUAGUGUUUUACCAAUUUCUAACUUUAAAAAAGUUUAUUUAGUUGAUUUAUCACCAAGUCUUUGUGAUAUUGCCAUUAACAGAUUCAAAAAUAACGGUUGGUCAAAUGUUGAAGUAUUAAUUGCUGAUGCUUCCAGUUUUAAAAUCCCUUAUGAAAAAGUUGACUUGAUCACCUUCUCUUAUAGUUUAUCAAUGAUUCCAACUUAUUAUAAUACUAUUGAUAACGCAGUCAAUUUAUUGAGUCAAUCAGGUAUCAUUGCAUCAGUAGAUUUUGGUAUUCAAUCUAAUGAUACUUCUAUUGGUAGAAUUAAUACCUUAGGUGGUUUAAUCAACAGAAACUCCUCUUGGAUUAAUAGAAAUUUCUGGAGAAUUUGGUUUGAAGCUGAUAAAGUGUUUUUGGAUUCUGCUAGAAGAAAUUAUUUGGAAUACAAAUUUGGUACAGUUAAAUCUAUCAAUACUUACAAUAAGAAAUUGGGAAAGAUUCCUUAUUAUAUUUGGGUUGGAUGUCAUAAAUCUAAGAAUGAAAAUUUAAUCCAUAGAAUCAAUUCUCAUGUUACUGAAUCUCCAUAUUUAAGUCCAGUUAAAACUUCAUCUGCCAGUAUCAUCUCCGUUGAUGAUCAACCUUAUAUGUCAAAAGGUCAUGAAGCUUUGAUUGAUAAUUUAUCUAAAAACUUACCUUAUCCAUCAAUUUACUAUCAAAAAGAGAUUUGGAGAGUUUAUUUUGAUGAUUUAAACCCCCAAUAUAAUCAAUUCAAAAAUCAAUAUAUCUAUGCUUUCACUUGGGAAGAUCCAAGAGAAGAUCAUAAGAUAUUGAAAUUCAAUGAAAAUGAUACUGUUUUGGCUAUUACCUCAGCUGGUGAUAAUAUCUUACAUUAUGCUUGUUUACCAAAUCCACCUAAAAAGAUCCAUGCUGUUGAUUUGAAUCCUUGUCAAGGACAUUUGUUAGAAUUAAAAUUAUCUGCCUUUAGAAACUUACCAAAAGAUCAAAUCUGGUCCCUUUUUGGUGAAGGUAAAAUCGAUAACUUCAAAGAACUCUUGUUAACCAAAUUAUCCAAAUCAAUUUCUUCAAAUAACUUACAAUAUUGGUUUGAAAGAGGUAAUAAAACUUUUGAUCCAAAAGGUCAAGGUUUAUACGAUACUGGUUCUACCAGAUGGGCUUUGAGAUUAGCCAAAUAUAUCUUUACCUUAUGUGGAUUGAACAAACAUAUCAGACAAUUAUGUGAAUGUACUACCAUGAAAGAACAAGUCGAGAUUUGGAAUAAUAAGAUCAAACCUCAUUUGUUUAAUCCAAUUGUAGCUACUUUAUUAAUUGGUAAUCCAAUUUUCCUUUGGAAAGCUUUAGGAGUUCCACCAAAUCAAGCUAAGAUGAUGGGUCCUUCAGUUAUGAAAUAUGUUGUUGAUACUUUAGAUCCAGUUAUCAACAGAUCUUUGAUUUCCUCCGAUAAUUAUUUCUAUUAUUUGACUUUAAUGGGUAAAUACUCCAAACAAAAUUGCCCUGAUUAUUUAACUGCCAAAGGUUACAACAAUAUUACCAGAGUUGACCCUAAAACCGGCGAAAGUCCUUUGGAUCAUAUAAGACUUCAUACUGACACUUUAAAUGAUGUGUUCUAUAGAUUGAAAGAAAGUAGUUUGACUAUCGCUAUUAUUAUGGAUCAUAUGGAUUGGUUUGAUCCAAAUGGUAAAGAUGCUGUCAAUGAAAUCUUAGCUGUUAAGAAAGCUUUAUGUAAAAACGGUAGAGUUAUGUUAAGAUCAGCUGCUCAAUAUCCAUGGUACAUUAAAAUCUUCGAACAAAAUGGAUUCAGAUGUGAACCAGCUGCUAUUAGAGAAAGUGGUGAAAGUAUUGAUAGAAUCAAUAUGUACGCUUCAACUUGGGUUUGUACCAAAAUUGAAGACAAAAGAAGAAUGAGUUCUUUAAGAAUUUAG
This is a messenger RNA of Yamadazyma jaroonii, 2274 nucleotides long. Lineage: Eukaryota; Fungi; Ascomycota; Pichiomycetes; Serinales; Debaryomycetaceae. The record is from the annotation of a GenBank genome assembly.